Molecule: messenger RNA, 2483 nt
Organism: Carassius carassius (crucian carp)
Lineage: Eukaryota; Metazoa; Chordata; Actinopteri; Cypriniformes; Cyprinidae
Gene: efna5a
Product: ephrin-A5a
Exons: 5
Coding region: 742-1425 (227 amino acids)
Biological process (GO): regulation of cell-cell adhesion; ephrin receptor signaling pathway; regulation of actin cytoskeleton organization
Cellular component (GO): external side of plasma membrane; plasma membrane
Molecular function (GO): ephrin receptor binding
Source: RefSeq, a predicted model, not a curated record
UCGCUCUCUUUCUGAGACAGCAUGGCUCAUACACUCUGACCAGCUCAGCUGCCUGGAAGGUUACUGUUGUGGACUAUAUCUUACCUUUGAAUAUUGAAUACACUGAAACCUUUGUGCGUUUCGUCCAAAAAGAUAGCUUUUUUUUCCUAAUCCUAAUCAGAAGACAGCGCUUCAGGACAUCGUCUACAUAAAUUCAGUAUAUAAACGUCAAGGUCUGACCAUACAAACAGCGCAGGUUUUCAUUCACAUAUUGGAGAAUGAGGUGCCAGUGGACAUACGCUGUUGUUUUCACUCACUCAAACUAACUACAGUGACCAACCGCGCUGAACAUCUAAAGGGAUUUGGACUAGGAAGUGAAUAUUCAAAGGACCUGAAAUUUGUCUAAUUGUUUUCUUUCCUCGUUGGAAACUAAGUCGAUAAAUCGCAAGAAAGGAUGUGCUUGAGAUGAACGCCUUAUCAGACUGGACUAUUGACAGACAGCGAGCGCAUUAACCGGCUUCUCAGUGUUUCUUCUAAUAAUAAUUUACAUGUAACUGUCACUCUUUAAAGGACUCUGUCAUUCCUUGCACUGCUGUCGUAUAGAUCGUUUUUCAUCUUCUUCUUUUUUUUUACAAUAAAAGAAACAUAAUUUAAAGAGAACAUAUUCCGCGCGUGGGAUAUUCAAGGAAAACCUGACGGGUCGCGCGGUUCUUUAUCACCGGAACGCUGCAUCGAAGGGGGCUGCGACUGAAACUUUCAGAAAUGCCGCAGGUGGAGAUGUUUUAUUUUGUGUUGAUCAGCUUGUGGAUGUCUGUGUUGGGCCUGGAACCGGCGUCUAAGGUUGUGGCGGAUCGCUACGCUGUCUACUGGAACCGAACAAACCCAAGGUUCUACCGAGGAGACUACCACAUUGACGUAUGCAUUAAUGAUUAUUUGGACGUAUACUGUCCCCACUACAUGGAUACAGUCCCUGAGGAGAGAAUGGAGCGCUACGUCCUCUAUAUGGUCAACUACGAUGGCUACAGCUCUUGUGACCACACGGCGAAAGGUUUCAAACGUUGGGAGUGCAACCGACCUAACUCACCCAACGGGCCGCUGAAGUUCUCCGAGAAGUUUCAGCUUUUCACACCAUUCUCACUGGGAUUCGAAUUUCGGCCAGGCAGAGAAUAUUACUAUAUCUCCUCUACAGUCAGUGAAAAUGGGAGACGGAGCUGCUUGAGGCUGAAAGUUUUCGUCAGACCUUCAAACAACUGCGAGAAAGGUAACGACCGUGUUGUCAAAGUCGAUGAUGGAAGCAUCAACUCUAUAGAAAAUAAUAAUGACGGAACAAAUCACGAAUCUGCCGAACCGUCGCGAGGUGAUGUCAACGGCGCCGGAAGCAUUCAAACUUUAGGGCCCUUGUUGGCCUCAGCGCUGGUUCUUUUGGCUUCCCUCUCCUCCUUAUAGCAUCCCACAUCCCUGAAAUACACAGGAGGACUCGUGAUCGAGCACUUUUAAGAAACACUGAGAUCUUUCUCUCCUCUAAAAAGUAGUUUCUCGCACAGGAAAACGCUCCUUUGGCGAUAUAACUGGAAGGUUUUCAAUGAACAAAAGCCCCACCCAUGAAAAAAAAACACACACACACACACACACACAAAACCCACUAAACUGUGACACACAUACAAAAAUAGGUCUGUGUCCUUUCAGUGCCCCUAUGUGACGUUGGAGAGGGAUUUGUAAUUGGGGGCAGAGCAAGAAAAUGACUGUUUUUCAAAUGACAAAGACCGCUUUCAGUGUUGCCGUCCAGAAAAAGAAGUUUUAUAACAGAGCAAGAGGACUGUCUUAGGAACCUCUCCACGUGCAUUGUGGGAAAACGUUGUCACUAUAUGGACUCAACUGCUGACUCUACUAGAUAUCAAGGCAAAUUGUUGCCUGAUAGCAUCCCUUGUAUAGAGGGAGAGCAGGGAGCUUUCUUAUAUCUCAACCCGAGUAGUCCGCGUGGACUCAAGUGCUCAGGUGAAUGGUGACAAUUUUUGAAGCGUUUUCGUAGAUAAAGGAAAAAGAUAAGCACUCAUUUUGUACAUUGUGUACAGGUGUACAUGGGACUAAAACGCAGAUGUGGUGUUCUUGAAGUAAAAUGCUCAAGUGUAGCUGCCAAAAUCGAUGUUUUGUUAGGAGGACGGCACCUCACCAAACAAUCGUUUGAGUGAAUAUAAUAAUUUGUUUGGUGAAUCAUCCUUUUCUUAUUUAUUGUUCAGUCUUAGUGCUCUUGACACUUUGUUGUACUAGUCAUCAGCCAGGAUUCAGAAAGGAACACAAAUGCCUAGCUGCAGUCAACUUACCUUUGAUUUAGAUGAAUAACAACCGCAUAACUUAUGAUAAUGGGUUAAUAUUUUAGCAAGUCAAGCCUUGAAAUGAUAUCAGGGGGAAAAAACAGUAGUACGUUUCCAUAUCAUGUCCGUCAGGGGUCACGUCGCUCCUUAAAGGUGUGCAUUAUCAUGGAUAGGAGGGAGGAAAUUGUUUUG